This is a messenger RNA of Myripristis murdjan (pinecone soldierfish), 11904 nucleotides long. It is a transcript of the gene fcgbp, whose product is annotated as Fc gamma binding protein. The record is from RefSeq and is a predicted model, not a curated record. NCBI's taxonomy places the organism in Eukaryota, Metazoa, Chordata, Actinopteri, Holocentriformes, Holocentridae. Gene Ontology annotation, molecular function: protein binding.
AUGGCAACUGUGAACUCAGAGCUGGAUAUCACUGUCAACGCAGGGCGAAAGAAGGUGUCUGUUGUUAGUGGUGUCAUGGAAGUCAUCCCGAUUGAUGGAGAGAAGAGACACCUACCUCUCACAUUAGGGAAUGGGUCCCUGAAUUUGUAUCCAAGCGGGUCCAGCCUUGUCUUGGAUGCUACUUUUGGCCUGGUUCUGCAGUAUGACUGGGACCACCACCUCCAGAUUGCAGUUGGCCCAGAGUUAUUUGGAUUACUGUGUGGUCUAGGUGGAAAUGCCAACUAUAAAUCCAAAGAUGAUUUCAGUACCCCUGAUGAGACUGACAAGACCCAGACUGCCGAUUUUAUCCUUCCUUGGAGAGUGGGCAGCGACUCUUAUACUGAGAAUCAUGGAGGUGGUGCCUCAUGUCCGGUACAUACCACAAGCCAAACCAAAUCUCUGCCUGGUGAUAAUGAAGAUGGCUCUGUGGGGGCUGGUUGCAAUCUCCUGCAGAGGGGACCUUUUGCUUAGUGCCACUCCUAUAUUGAUCCUAAGCCAUAUGUUCAUAGCUGUAUGACCAAUCUGUGUGUCUCUGAUCUAUGUAUGCCAACGUUCUUCUCUGGUGCUCUCUGUGACCUAUGUGGGAACUUUGAUUCUGAUUCAGAAAAUAACCUGAUGGACGAGAACGAACAUGUCUCUCUGACUAGCGCCUCAGGUCUUGAAGUUUGGAAGGAAGGCUGCUCCUGCACACCUGGCUUCUUCCACAGUGGUGGCGCUAUGAUGGACAUAACUUUGACUUUCAUAUGGGAAGCUGCUCUUAUGUUCUAUCUGAUGUUUGUGAAAAGAAACAGUCUGACCUUUUCUUGCCCAGAAAGGUUGAAUUACUUCAUGUACGGAGUGAAUAUCACUUUGGACAUGGAGGACAGGGGCAAAAUAAAGGUUGAGGGUGUUUUAUGGGCUCUUCCUGUUCAGCUUCAACACACAGCAGUUAUGCGCUCUCCUUUACUGACUCAAGUGGUGUUGGACACUGGAGUUGUCACUUAUGGUGGGCCCGACCAAAUACAAAUAGUAAUUCCUUCCUCUAAAAGGAAAAUGUGUGGGCUGUGUGGAAACUUAAGUGGCAACAGUACAGAUGACACACAGAACCCCAAUGGCAACCUGGCGAGUGAUGAUUCCAUCUUUGCCUCCUCCUGGGCACUUUCACCAUCUGGAGCCAAUUGCUCUGAAGGAUGUGGGGAUUUCUGUUCAGUGUGCAGUUCUACCAUGGCAGCUGAAUUUGCGUCUGAUAACUUCUGUGGCAUCCUGUCAGCGCCCGCAGGAUCGUGUAGUAGUUGCCACUCCACUGUGGACCCGCAGCCCUUCUUCCAGAAUUGCGUGAAUGACUUAUGUAUGUCUAAUGGGACUGUGGCAUUAUAUUGAUGCAGCUUGAGAGCCUGCAUGUUUGCAUGCCAAGAGGCAGGAGCUGACGUCCAACCUUGGAGGGGGCUGGGUGAGACAUCGUGGGCUGAGGGAUGCUCCGAGCAGUGUGACUGCUCUGCCCCUGCCACAAUGUGCUGCGAGCCUGCCUCUUGCCCUAAGGGAGCAAACUGCACCCUUAACGAUACCCGGGGCUGUGCAGGCAAAGCAAUGCCCUGCCCAGUGAAUAGCCAUUAUGAGUUUUGUGGUACUGCCUACCCUGCCACCUGUGAGAACCAAUCUGGCUCAAGCCCCUGUACCCUUGUGGAGACUUGCCAGCGUGACCCAGGAUUUGUCCUGGAAGAUGACUUAUGUGUCCCGCUCCCCCAAUGUGGCUGCGUUCACAACGGCUACCGUUACCACAGCAACCAGGCCUUCUCGGCCGAGGGAUGCACUGAGCGCUGUGUCUGUGACCCCCACACCCACUGCCAGUCAGCUUCCUGUGGCCCUGAUGAGUACUGGUGUUUCCAUGUGGAUGGUGUCAAGAGGAACAUGCCCUAUCUCAUCAGCCCGUCUGCACAGACGUCCUCUAUGAGGCUGCACACUUACAUUCAUUCAGACUUGGGCUUUGUUUUAAGCCUCAGUGUGCAAGUUAAUAGUCUAGCUGAAUACCUGCCUGUCAGAUUAUUACAUGGUUUGAUACAGGUGUCCCAUAAGGAAGGCAAGGAUCUACCAUUGACCAACUUUGGCAUGCAGCUUGUCAACCAGCUCAGCUGCCUGUCAGGCAAUGGAGGAGUGACACUUUCUGUGGCUAGCGAGCACUGGUUCAGCCAGAUCUCCUACCAUGGCACUUGUAAUGGCAGCUCCUCCAGGGUGGUCACUGUGAAUGGACACUUUGUGUCCCUUCCUAACAUGCUGCCACCAGGUGUGUCUCUGUCACUCAUCAUGACUCAGGACAAGUCAGAGGUCAUCGUGAUCUUUAGAAGAGACGCUGGGAUUGAGACUGAGAUGAGGAUGCAGAUUAGAGUUACCAUAGCGACUGUAAAGCUCCCACUGUGGUGCUCCUCUGUUGUUUUGUUUUUUAUUCUUUUGUGUCUUUCAGCUAUGGGGGCCCAAUUACUGCUGUAUGCUUUUCUGGCUCUCCUCAGCUGUCCAAGCAGUGCUGCAUGGGCAGGGAGGGAGUAUGCCCUUUGCUUCAUGCAGAAUUAUGCUCCAUACUAUGAUUCCCCUCGUUUCCAGCUACACAUCAGUGCCCUCCGGGACAAUACUAAAGUUACAGUGACAGUACGUCCCUUAAACUUCAUCCAAGAGAAAACACUGAGAGCUGGAGAGGGAUUCACCAUUGGUCUCCCUACACGUGUUGAGAUAUAUGGCAGCAGGAAGUCCUCCAACACAGUGCGCGUUGAGGCGACAGCAGAUGUGACCGUAUCCUCUUUCAACUACAAGCUGUACACUGCAGACACCUCUGUGAUAUAUCCAACCACUGAGUGGGGCACAGAGUACUACAUCUUUACACCUGCCUUGCGCUCUUUUAAAGAGUUUUCUGUGACCAAUGGGAAAGAGAGGAACAAAGUAGAGGUUUUCUCACGUGGUUCAAUUAAGUUUGAAGGUCGUGUUUAUCGUGCUGGCAGCCGAAUGGAAAUUGACCUCCAGCCCUACGAGACUGUCCAGCUCCAGAGCACUGAUAAUCUUUCUGGCUCCAGAGUUGUCUCCCAGAAACCUGUUGCAGUUUUCACAGGCCACACCUGCACCUGGCGUUUCUCUAAAUGUAACCAUGUUUAUGAGCAGCUGCUGCCAGUGAGCAGCUGGGGAUCCAACUUCAUUGUGGCUCCCCUGAGCAUCCAGCCACGCUUUGACAGUGUCUACAUCCAGGCCUCUCAGCCCACUCAGGUCACUGUCAAGUUUGAGAAGCAUGAGGACAUUAUCAGGCUGAGCAAGGGGCAAUCAAAGGACAUCAACUUGAAACAUCCCAAAACUCUUACCAUUCAGGCUGACCAUGGCAUUCAGGUUAUCAUGCUCUUCAACGGUGUCCGGAGGAGCUGGUACCAAUUCUAUGACCCGUUCUUGAUGACCAUCCUGCCCACCAACCGCCUCUGCUCGUCUUACUCCAUAGAGGGUCAUCAGGGCUUCAGCAACCAAGCCUUGAUUGUUGCAAAGACCAGUGCAAAGGCAGAAUUACGCUUUGAUGGUGCACCCCUGGCCCGCAAUGUCCAGUGGAGACAGGUUAUGGGUACAGAUUUCUCAUGGGCAGAAGUACCCUUUGGGCAAGGCCCUAGCAACAGACACACUGUGUCAAGCUCUGGUCCUCAUUUAGCUGUCUACAGUUUAGGGGUUAGCCAGAUGAAUGGUUAUGGUGCCCCAGGACAGUGUUUACAACCAGGAGGGGGAUCUCUGUCCUGCAAGAGUGUAUCCUGCAGUGUUACUGAAAUGUGUGAGAUGAAGGAUGGGUAUCCGUCCUGUGUCCCACAACAAGUGAAAACCAAGGCUGGUACCUGCUGGGCUACAGGCGACCCCCAUUACCGUACUUUUGAUGGACGACACUUUAACUUUAUGGGCACCUGCACUUAUGUAAUUGCUAAAAACUGUGUGGCCAAAGAUAAUCUCCCCGCCUUUGAGGUCCUGGCUCAAAAUGAGAACAGAGGAAGCCUCAGAGUGUCUUAUGUUGGCCUGGUGAUAGUCAAGGUGUAUGACAUCACCAUCACAGUAGUUCGUUCUGAGACAGGUCGUGUGAGGAUCGACAAUAAUUUGUGGAGCCUGCCAGCGGAGUUGAACAAAGGUAAACUGGUUUUGUUUCAGAGCGGUCGCUCUGUCUUCAUCGAAACCGCCUUUGGUUUGACUGUCAACUAUGACUGGGAACACCAUCUGGUGGUAACUCUGUCUGAUGAUUUUGCUGGUAAGACUUGCGGUCUCUGUGGCAACUUCAAUGGCAACCCCAAAGAUGAUUUCACCACACCCUCAGGCUCCCAGGUUAAUGGGGCUGUGGCAUUUGGGAGCAGCUGGAAGGUACCAGGGCUGGUAAAAGAUGCUCUGUGUAGAGAUGAAUGUGUGGGUGGCUGUGAGCGGUGUGAGCACAAUCUGCUGAAGAUGUGGGAGGGAGACUUGUUUUGUGGCCUCAUCACACGUGUGAUCGAUGGUCCAUUUAGCAGGUGCCAUGCCAUCAUUGACCCCCAUGCAUAUUUUGAGAACUGUAAAUAUGAUGUAUGUAUGGGAGGAGGCCUCCGCCAUUUCCUCUGCAGAGCACUGGAGGCUUACACUGAAGCCUGCCAGAGAGCUGGUAUCCAAGUUCAAGAUUGGAGGAAGCUUGCACACUGCCCUGCUAAAUGUCCAGCAAACAGUCACUAUGAGCUGUGUGGCAGUGCUUGUCCUGCCACUUGUUCUGACCCCAAUGCUCCCUCCAAAUGCAAGCGCCCCUGUGUGGAGACAUGCACUUGUAACAAAGGCUAUGUUCUAAGUGGAAGUGAGUGUGUGCCCGCUGCUCGCUGUGGUUGCACCCAUGAGGGCCGAUACAUCCCUGCUGGAGAGUGCUUCUGGGCUGACAACAACUGUCGGCGACGGUGUCGGUGUGUUGCUGAGAGUAGACGUGUGGAGUGCAAAGAUGAAGGCUGCCAGGCAGGGAAGCAGUGCCAGAUCGUUGAGGGCAUUAGGAAGUGCGAACCUGUCUCACAUAGCACCUGCCAGGCUACAGGGGACCCCCACUACAUGACUUUUGACAAGAAGAAGUUUGACUUUCAGGGGACAUGUGUGUACCAACUGGUUGCACUUUGUUCCAAGGAAUCGGAGCUGGUACCUUUUGAGGUCCUGGUGCAGAAUGACCACCGGGGUAGCAAGAUUGUGUCCUACACUAAACUGGUGGAAAUCAAGGUUUAUUCCCUCAGCAUUGUCAUUACUAAGACACACAAGGGUCUGGUUAUGGUGAAUGGCGAGCUAGUCAAUCUGCCAGUCUCACUGAGUGAAGGACGAGUGUCUGUGUAUAAGAGUGGAUGGUAUGCUGUGGUCACUACAAAAUUUGGCCUCAAAGUCUCCUUCAACUGGAACAGUGCUGUUUAUGUUACUCUGCCCAGCACCUAUAUGGGAGCUGUUUGUGGCCUAUGUGGCAACUACAAUGGCAAAGCUCAGGAUGACCUUAUCCCAAAGAAUGGCGCUACACCUGUCAAGGCAGCACAGUUUGGUGCCAGCUGGAGAGUGGCAGAGAUCCCAGGCUGUGUCGAAGGCUGUAAAGGGGUAUGUCCCGACUGUGACAUCACUCAGAAGAGGCAGUAUGAAACAAAGGACUUUUGUGGUAUCUUGAGGGAUCCCAAAGGACCAUUCCGUGAUUGCCAUGCUAAAGUGGAUCCAGCUAGCCACUUUGAAGACUGUGUUUAUGAUGUAUGUCUAUACAAGGGCAGAAAAGAUGUGCUCUGUGAGGCACUCACAUCAUACACAUCUGCAUGCCAAGAUGCAGGGGCCAAGGUAUACAACUGGAGAACCAGUGAUUUCUGUGCAAUGAAAUGUCCAAAGAACAGCCACUACGAAGUGUGUGGGACUGCCUGCCCAGCCACUUGCCAGAGCCUGUCUCCUCCUCAGAAAUGCCAUGCUCAGUGUGCAGAAGGCUGUCCCUGUGAUGAGGGAUACAUCCUGAGUGGAGAUACCUGUGUACCAUUCUCAGACUGCGGUUGCCUCCAUGGGGACCGCUACUACCGCACAGGCCAAGUCUUCUAUCCUAAUGGGAAGUGUGCAGAGAAGUGCAAGUGCAAAAAGGAUGGAGAGGUUGAGUGUAAUAAGUUCACCUGUGGCCCCAAUGAGAAGUGUGCGGUGGCAAAUGGCAUCCAGAAAUGCCACCCUGUCGGUAAAGGCGUGUGCCAUGCCUCUGGUGACCCCCAUUACCUGUCUUUUGAUGGGCUAGCGUAUGAUUUCCAGGGCACGUGCACCUACACACUCUCCAAGAGCUGUGGGCUGGAGGGCACCCACCUGGAAGCCUUCUCUGUUCAGGUGGAGAAUGUGCAGUGGAACCAGAUGGUGAACAACAAGGUGGUGUCUGUCACCAAGCUGGUUGCCCUGGAGGUCUACGGCUUCACUCUCAUAAUGAGAAACAACAUGUUUGGAGUUCUGGUGAAUGGAGUGUUCAACUACCUUCCUCUAAAUCUUAAUGAUGGAGCAGUGACUGUCUAUCAGGAGGGCCGCCAUUAUGCCAUCGCCACAGACUUUGGCCUACUUCUCACCUAUGACCUUGUGUACCAUGUUACGCUGACAGUACCUGGUAAUUACCGUGGUAAGACCUGUGGCCUGUGUGGCAAUUUCAAUGGUAACCGCAAGGAUGACUUCCAGAUGCCCAACCGUCAGCUGACCAACAAUGUGAAUGUGUUUGGGAAAUCAUGGAAAGUCACCAUCCCUGGGGUGGUGUGCGCAAAUGGCUGUGAAGGGAACAACUGUCCCAAAUGUGACCCAGCUCGGAAGGCAGUGUUUAUAAAACCCACCUACUGCGGUAUUGUCACAGCACCCAAAGGUCCAUUUGCGGCCUGUCACAGUAAACUGGACCCACAGCCUUACUUUAAUGACUGUGUGUUUGAUGUCUGUGCUUCUAAUGGUGACGGAAAGGUUCUGUGUGACAGCGUAGCAGCUUAUGCCUUCAACUGUUAUAUGGCGGGAGUGGAUGUGAAAAACUGGAGGACACCUUCAUUCUGUCCCAUGAAAUGCCCGGCCAACAGUCACUAUGAGGUGUGUACAGAUGCCUGUGCCUCAGCCUGCCCAGGCCUCUCGGAGAUAGUCCCGUGCCCUGAGAGGUGUACAGAAGGCUGUGAGUGUGAUACUGGCUUCUUAUUCAAUGGACAGACCUGCGUUAAGGAGUCAGAGUGUGGUUGCUAUGACAAUGGAAGGACUUACAAGCCUCGUGGAGUGGUGUAUGAGGAGGACUGUAAGAAAAAGUGCACCUGUGAUCCAGGGAAGGGCCUGCUCUGUGAAGAUCACUCCUGCCCCAAAGACACCAAAUGCAUGGUCAGAAAAGAAAUCAGGGCCUGCUACAAUACAGAUCCAUGCAAAGAUGCCAAGUGUCGAGUCAAGGAGAAGUGCCAAGUUAAGAAGGGUGAGGCUGUGUGUGUCCCUGAGUACACAGGCACCUGCUGGGCCUGGGGUGACCCCCACUACCACACAUUUGAUGGUUACAACUACGACUUUCAGGGCACCUGCAAAUACAUUAUUUCCAAGACCUGCGGGAAUCUGGAUGGACUUGUUCCAUUCUCCAUCACUGAGCGGAAUGAUAACCGCGGAAACACAGCAGUUUCCUAUGUCAGGGAGGUAGAUGUGUCUGUAUACGGGUUCACCAUCACCAUACGCAAGAACCAAGUUGGUCGUGUCACGGUGGAUGGGGAACUACUUAAUUUACCAGUACAACUAGGCCAGGGUGAAGUGUCAGUUUCCCAACAUGGGCACACUGCAGUGGUGGAGACAGACUUCGGCCUUCAUGUCUCCUACGACUGGAACUGGAAACUGGUUAUCAAGCUGCCCAGCAGUUACUACGGCCUUGUCUGCGGUCUGUGUGGCAACUUCAAUGGUAACAGAGGCGAUGAGCUCCAGAACCCAGCUGGCAAAGCUGUCUCCUCAGUGAUAGAGUGGGGCAAGAGCUGGCAAACAGCUGACCAGGACAAGACCACUCCAUGCUGGGACACAUGUAAGACAAACUGCCCUACAUGUGAUGGUAAUCAGCGUAAGCUGUAUGAGACUGAGGCCUUGUGCGGGGCCCUCACAGCCAAGACCAACAAUGUGUUCAAGAUGUGUCACGCAAAACUGGACCCCCAGGCCUUCAUGAACAGCUGUGUAUAUGACAUGUGUUUGAAUAAGGGAGAUAAGAGGAUGCUGUGUCAGGCAUUAGCAUCCUACAGUGAGCAGUGUCGUGAGGAAGGCAUUAUAAUCAAGAACUGGAGGAAAAAGUUUGGCUGCCCGAUGAACUGCCAGCCUCACAGCCACUAUGAUGUCUGCGCUAGCCCAUGUCAGCCAUCCUGCCCUUUCCCUGAGCAGCGGAAGACAUGCAUCGGCAGCUGUGUGGAGGCCUGUGUGUGUGAUAAGGGCUAUGUCCUCAGUGCUGGUGUCUGUGUGCCUGCUAAAACGUGCGGUUGCUCUUAUCAAGGCCGUUACUACAAGCCAGGUCAGCACUUCUGGGCUGAUGAAGCCUGUGGUCGUCUAUGUGAGUGUGACACAACUCUGGGCAUGGUGACAUGUCGCGAGGCUUCUUGCUCUGCCAAGGAGAAGUGCAGCCUUGUGGAUGGAGAGCGCACCUGCCGAGCAAUCAGCCAUGCCACAUGCACAGCCUCUGGUGACCCACACUACCGUACCUUUGAUGGGCGCAAGUUUGAUUUCCAAGGUACGUGUGUAUAUCAGCUGGUGGCACUAUGUUCUAAGCAGCCUGGUCUAGUGCCAUUCAAAGUGACUGUGGAGAACGACCACCGUGGAAGCAAGGCUGUAUCCUACACCAAAACUGUCACUGUGACCAUCUACGGGGUCUCCCUCACCAUCACCAGAAAACACCCCUACAAGGUCCUGCUCAAUGGACAGCUCACUUCCUUGCCAUUGGACUACAAUGGUGAGCUGACUGUGCAUCGCAGUGGCUGGACAGCUGUAGUGGAGACAGCUGCUGGUAUCGUGGUGACCUUUGAUUGGCGUAGUGUGGUAACUGUUACUCUGCCCGGCAACUACGAGGGUGCAGUCUGCGGCCUGUGUGGCAACUACAAUGGAAAGUCGCAAGAUGACCUGACGAUGCAGAAUGGCCAGGUCACCACUGAUGGAACCAAGCUGGGGGAGAGCUGGCAAGUGGCCCUUGCUCCAGGCUGUUCAUCUGCCUGCCAGGGGCCUUGGUGCCGUGCCUGUUCAGACUCCCAGAGGAAAGUGUACCAUGCCCAGAAGUACUGUGGAAUUAUUGCUGACAAGGCAGGGCCUUUCAGAGAGUGUCACAGCCGUGUGGACCCUGCUCCCUACCUGGAGGACUGUGUGUAUGAUGCCUGUCAUUAUCGUGGUCACCAAGGUUCAGUUUGUGAUGCUGUAGGAGUGUAUGUUUCUGCCUGUCAAAGCCUAGGAAUCACUGUCCACUCCUGGAGGUCGGAUAGCUUCUGUCCAAUGGUGUGUCCAGCUAACAGCCAUUAUACUCUGUGUGCCUCGGCAUGCCCGGCCACCUGUGCCAGCUUGACCUCCAUUACCACCUGCCAAAGGCCCUGUAAAGAGGCCUGCCAGUGUGACAAUGGCUUCAUGCUGAGUGGGGAUGUCUGCACACCUGUCAAAGAUUGUGGCUGCUCCUAUGGUGGUCGCUACUAUAAGAAGGGAGAGGUCUUCUACCCAGAGGCCCAGUGUGUGGAUGAGUGCAUCUGUGGAGAGAACGGUGCUGUGUCCUGCCAAAAGACCAAGUGUCGCCCAGGUGAAACCUGUAAGACUGUAAAGGGAAUAAAACGCUGCCACCCUGAGGGACAAGGCAAAUGUGUGGCCUCUGGUGACCCCCAUUACAUUUCCUUUGAUGGGCAGAGGUUUGAUUUCCAGGGUACCUGUGUCUACGUGUUGGCUAAGGUGUGUGACAAUAAUAAGAGUGGCCAGCUGACACCAUUCACCGUAACCCAGGGAAAUGAGAAAUACGGAAAUGGAAGAGUGGCUGUUACUAAGUCAGUCACAGUGACAGUCUAUGAUUAUGUCAUUUACAUCCAGCAGAGAAUGGCAUGGAGUGUCAUUGUGAACGAUGAGCUGUUGAACCUACCUCUCUCCCUGGAUAACGGUCGUAUUACAGUUACCCAAGAAGGUCGCAACAUAGUCCUCCAGACAGACUUUGGCCUAACAGUCCUCUAUGACACUGUCUACUAUGUUGAGGUGAUUGUCCCCUCCACAUACCAGGGUAAGAUGUGUGGCCUUUGUGGCAACUACAACAAGAACCGUGGGGAUGACUUCCGACUUCCAGGUGGCAGACAGACGAAAAAUGUUGAUGACUUUGGGAAGGCAUGGGUAGUGGACCUGCCCGGGUUGGUGUGUGGAGGCUGUGGAGGGCAGUGCCCAGUAUGUGACAAGGCCAAGUCUGCCCUGUAUGGCAAAUCGGACUCCUGUGGCAUCAUCAGUGCUCCUAACGGGCCCUUCAAAGCCUGCCACAGUAAGGUGGACCCAGCAGCAUAUGUUUCCCAUUGUGUGUUUGAUGUUUGCGCCCUUGAGGGGGACAAAAAAACCCUGUGUGACAGCGUCCAGGCCUACGCUCUGGCCUGCCAGAAUGCUGGGGUUCAAAUCCAGCCAUGGAGGAGCAAGACCUUCUGCCCUGCUUCCUGCCCUGCCAACAGUCACUAUGAGUUGUGUGCUGACACUUGUGGUGCGACCUGUGCCAGCUUCAUCUACCCCUCUACCUGCUCUGACAGCUGCUUUGAGGGAUGCCAGUGUGACACAGGCUUUGUUUUUGAUGGCGUUCAGUGUGUUCCUUUGGACAACUGCGGAUGCGUCCAUGAUGGCAAAUACCUGACGGUGGGCCAAACAAUGGUUGACAAAGACUGCAGCUACAAAUGUGUGUGCCAGGCCUCUGGACUGGUGAAAUGUGAAAAGCUGUCCUGUACCAAUGAGCAGGUUUGCAGUGUAAGGGAUGGGGUGAGAGGUUGCCAUGUCAAACAGAGCCAGUGUAAGGUCAGCCAUGCUGCCCACCUCUCGUCUUUUGAUGGCAUGACUGGACCAGCAGGAGCUCUUGGGGCAUUUGAAAUGGCCUCUCUGUGUGACCAGACUGAUGUCCUGUGGUUCCGUGUAGUUGUGGACGUCAGGGUCUGCAUGAAAGGCGCAUCUCCAAGUGUGGCUACCAUCCAUGUGUUCCUCAAGGACACUAUCAUCUCUGUGACCAGCCAACACGAAACCUGGGUAAAUGGCAGGAGAACGUCUCUUCCCAGCACACUGACCAAUAAAGUGUCAGUCCAUAUUGAAGACAGAGCUGUGGUCAUUGAGAGAGUCUCUGCUAUGCGGGUCACCUAUUCAAUUUCACAAGAAGUCACCAUCACUGUUGACAGUCACCUAUCCGGUAAAAUGUGUGGUGCCUGUGGCAACUACAAUAACAACUCCAAAGAUGACAUGAGGACUGCAGAUGGGAAAAUCACCACUGAUGUGUCUGUGGUUGUUGGCUCUUGGACAGCUGGGGACUUCUCUAGAUGUGGCCUGUAGAGAUGUUGGCUCUUUGGUGACAGGAAAACAUCUGGUGUCCAGGGUGAAGACUGUGCACUCUGCUAAGGCUGUGUGUUUACAGCCAUGAGAUGUCUGUGCUUCCUCAUAAUUCUUGAUAUGUUUGAGGCUGUUCACUUCAUUUUUCACAAUGUUCACUUGUCAACAAUAGGAUACUUCUGAACUCAUCUGUAUCAUUCUUAACCAACAACGCCAUCUAGUGGUGUAAGAAAUUACAUCAUCUCCCACAUGUCUGAAUUUCACAACGCUUGAGUUAAGAGUACUAAACAGUCAAGGGUAACUAGUCUUAAAUUUGUCUUUAUAGCUUUCAUGUUUUGAAACUGUGUGUUUAACUGUACGUUUUACAAAAUGUUUAUCUCUUUACUGUUCUUGAAUAAUAAAUAC